GUCCACAUCUCUGGCCAAGAAGGUCAGAGCCAAUGAACCAGAAUUCCAUGCAAAGGCAAACAUUUGCAUAUGUCACUCAAAGCAGACGUGAACCCCAAGUUCAAAUCCAGAACAUAUAAAAAUGACAUGAUUCAGACAUCACAUUUAACCACAAAGGAUAUGUGUUGCCUUCUGAAAAGCGAAAAGCAGAUACCUGCCAUGUGGUGCAGUUUCUGUGCAAUUAGCUUUUUUCAUGUUAACUCUGCAGCCAUGGUAACCUCCUCUGGAUGAAAGCAGCCCUGCUAUAAUUCUGACAAAAACAAGGGUGGGGAUGGGCUCUUGUAAUGAGAAACAUUAUAGCAAGCUGAAUUUCACUUGUCUUUCUGGGAACGUCAAAGACGCAAUAGUGACAUCUAGUGACCGUCUUCAAAUAUUGACGAGGUAGCUUUUAUAUUACACUCCCAUUUAUAUACUUAUCUCCCAUUUAUACAACUGUCGAUUUAAUGAGGCAGUUCAACACCCCGCCCCCCAAACACAGAUGCCCAUUGAACAAUAUGAAAUGACAAUAAGAUACAGUUAAAAGUGGGAUAUGUAAUGUAACAGUGAAACACAGUAGUUUCCUAAAGCUGUGGAUAAUGGUUUUCUAAACUGAUUAGAAUUUUAUUAUUAGGUAUUUGGGAUACUUUCAUGCUUUCCAGAACCAAAGGCUCAACCUGAGAUAAAUCUCUCAGUAUGAGAAACACCCUGUCUGGUGGUGUGUAAACAGACCCGCAACACUUCUGCUUUGCGCUAUAAUGUUAAUACGAUAAGGUUAUGCUGGCCACGUGUGCAUCACGUGACUGCCAAUCACCGUAACAUUACCCGAGCUAUAGCAGAGGUUCUUGCGUCUGCAAGCGAACAUGCUUGAACAACAGAAGGAGAUCAAAUGCAAGAGAAUAGCACACUUAGAUUUUAGGCUUUACCCAUCACGCUAACCUAUUAGUGCGUUCCUGCUGUAAAACACGUGUACGGUGCUCUACGUGCCACCUGGUGCCUAGGAAUGUUCUAUUUACAAUGAGCCAUCGUGUAACUCAACUCAUAAACUCAUAGUGUUAUGAGUUUGUUAAAACUGCAGUUUACAGUGAAUACCUGAAGAGGGAGAUGCAGUCGUAUAAAUUGUGGAAACGCCCAGGCAGCAGGUCUUACCUGUGGUGUCGGAUUAGAGUCUCAAGCCAUUGUUAGAACAUACUGGGUUUCCUCGCCUUGAGCUGUACAGUAAGGAAGGGCUUAAAUUGACAUAGACGGACAUAAUUGACAAUGAUAUGUCACUUGUGAAGCUGCAAUAUUUCUUAGAAAUAUGUGUAUGUGUUAAAUGAAAGGAACGCUGUGUCAUAAAACCAUUAAACACGGCAGGCUUUGAUCGAUUGAGAAAUAUUUAACAAAAAAGCAGUAAAAUUGUCCAGCCCUCAAAUGUUACUACGCUUAUAUGUGUUUAUCUGCAGUUUAUAUGCUAUCAUUUAAAAGAUCUUUCUGUACAGUUUGUAGUGUUCAGUAAAUUAGAAAGCUGAAGUAGAGAGGAAUUCCUUCCGUUCUAUUGGGUUACAUUUAAGUUCUGCACAAUUUCCAUCGGGCAGAUGUGUAAACAUUCUGAUGAUUUUGGUCAUUAUGAUAUAAAACCCUGUCGCUUUAAUGCCCACGGUUCCACUAUUCCAGCCAUAUCCACAGAACAAUGUCAACAAUAACCAAGACAUACAGUAAAGUUAAAUCGGUUUACUGGGUCAAUAAACAUUCCAAAUAGCCAUUAUCAACUUUGCAAAACUGGAAAUGGCCAACUUAAUGUAAAUAAAGUUCUGUUCUGUUUGUGUUCAUUUCUUUGAUACAGAGAGGUACAUUUAGAGGCUAUUUGUCAUGACAACGGGCCGCAUGUUAGGGUCAUAAUCCAACUUUAACAUUGCCCUCUAUGUUUAUAUGAUACAAUUGCUCGGUUUCCUUCUUGUUGCCAGAACUGUCAAGAAUUUGAUGUUUAAAUAUUUAACUCUUACGUGUAAAUAACUUACUCGCAUAAACGAUCGAAUCACUUGUACUGCCUUCUGUUUGUUGUUUUGAAAAUGUUUGGCAUAAAUAAAACAAAGACGCGUGAUAUUUAACACGCCCAUUUAUCUUGUAUAAUUUCAUCAGACUCCUCUUUCCAUACUCCUUCUCUUUCUGGGUGAUAAGCAGACCUUCUCAAGCCAGCCUGCAGUUAUUUAUAGGAAAAGUUACAUUAUUCUGUUUCCAACUCAGUUUCAUCGUCCUUAAUUACUCUACUUGAAUGUACAGAUCCAUAAUGUAAGGCUAGGUACCAUUUAAAUAAGAGUGUAUUACGAAGCCAUCGGAAAGUACAGAUUAAUCAUUACCUCGACUGCUUCAGCUCAGCCCCGGAGCCAGCGCGCAUGGUCGCAGUGUGGAUAGUUAAACCCCACGCAGACUAACGGGUCGCCAUCCCACUCCACUCCGCUGCAAAUACCCAUUUGCGACUUGUCCCAUCAAAUUCGAGACUUUGUCUCUUUCAGAGCACCAUUGGUACGUCUCCCUCUGAGGGGUUAGAGAACCGCCGCUCAACAGGACAGCAGGACACAUCUGAGACGUGAGCUGGGUGUCUCUGCAGAGGACGUUCCGUCCAGGUAAAGUUGUUCAUGGGUGGAUCACCUUCGCCACUUAGCUGUGAGCCACUUUCGACAACACAGCAGUUAAUGUAUAAAUGCGUAACAUGUGAUAUGGUGAACCUGUUGACAUUGAGAAGGCCUGCCAUCGGAGAUUUACGGUUUUUAUGGUUAGAUGUAUGGAAUUUUAAGCCUUAAAUUGUAUCUUGUCUUGCAAUGGAUCUCAUAACCAUAUCUUCAGAAUGUAAUGGUAGGGGCUGGUUGAAGCUGAUGUCAAUAAUUACUGUGGUUAACAGAGCGGUACCUCAGGUCAUCUUUAGGAUGUGUUACUCAUUUGAGGGGGGUCAUUUUAACAGCUUAUAAUUAUGAGAGAUAUAGCAUGCAUUAGGCCGCGAGGAAGGGGUCAUUAACGGGGGUUGGGGGAGAGUGGCAUCGAUGGCAUACGAGCAAAUCUUUAUGUGAUAAGCAGACUGAACGUCAAGCACACUACCUGGCUGUUUUAUUACCAGGAUGCAUUAUGUUUGCUUAUUGUUAUGAAAAAACACUAAUAUGAUAUACAAAGGAUUAGAUCUUAUUUUAUCUCCAAGUAUGAUAUAUUUCUUGAUGAAAAUAACAUUAGAACAUAAGUUCAGUAAUACUGUGACUAUAAAAAAAUGUGAAACACACAGAGACAAUUCAUUAAUUAUCCAUAAUGGAGACCUUUAUGUUUCCCAAAUUAUGGCUCUUCCACAUGACAACAGGGCAAUUCUGACAGCUAGAGGGAGCAGAGUAAUAUUUAGGUAGAAGUAAUGUGUGGAAAGAAUGUCAUACUGAAAAGUAUACUGUCAGGGUCAGCACCCAUCUGCCCCAGCCUUUCGUGAGCAGGAUCAUCUCACCUGUCCUGCGGUAUCUUGUUAACCCUCUGCAUUUAAGUACCUGAUCCUGCUCUAUUCCCUGUGGAGUUAUUGUCUGUCUUUUCAUGAUUCCCUGAUGGCGAUUAUUCUGAUUUGCUGUGUUCUGUGUUUGGUUCCCUGCUUGUUCUCUGUGUUACCAGAUUCCCCCUCGUAGGUCUUCUUGGUUCAAUUAGUUUACUUCGUCGCCCUUUUUAAUUCAGAUCCCUCGUGGUCCAUUUCGUUUGUAGUGUUUCCAAUGUUCUGCUUCUGUAAUAAGACCCCAGCUGUCUUGUGGCACCGCAAGUGGGUCGUCACCUUCCUUUUCUGCUCGCACCAUGUCCCGCUUCUGUGCUGGAAACCCCAAGGUCCUGACAGUACACCUACUCCUCAGCUGCGAUAUACAUCUUGGUUACGCACAUACCUGAUAAUUCAGAAUCCUGUGUAGGUAACAAGAGUGACCCUCAGGCAGACAUAAGUCUGAAUUCUUACACUGUCAGGUGCAGGUCAGCUGACUUUCCUGUCAGAGCAGACUAGACAUCUCUGUCCUAUACGCCCGUGUUUCCCAGUCCGGUUCUCAGGGACCUACAGACAGUCCGGGUUUUAGCAAAAAUGCGGGAGCCCAGAGGAAGCAAAACCAUGGACCAACUGUGGGUCACCAAGGUCUGGACUGAGAAACACUGAUCUACUCGAUGGCAUUGCUGUGGUUUUUCCUUCCCUGCCAAAUCAGAAGUCAGAAGCCAAUUGUGUAGCAUCCAAAUUCAGUCUUUAUUCUCAACAAUGAGGUUACAACCAAGGCCGGACACUUGCAAGUGUGUCCAAUACUGUUUUACACCAAAUUGUAUACAAGUUCUUAUCGUUUUACAAUACCUUGUCACUUUAGCAUCAUCAUUCCUUCAACCAUUUUUCAAUCAUUGUUUUCUCCCUUGAUCCACACCCCUAGGUGAUAAGUUUGUCAAUCAUUUCUUUUUUGUUUGGUCCCUCAGCCGAACAUAAUGGUGGCGCGACCAUCUCCACUUGGUUUUUUUAAACUGCUCAGCCGUGAACUUCUGAUGAACUCAGGCGAAUCCCUACCUUCAGUAGCAAACCUUGGCAGCUUCAGCUUGUUGCACAUUGUCUAACUAGAGGGUUAUACAUUUGUCCUUCAACAUAGUGAUAAGGUAUAACACUAAUAAAGGUGGAUAUUCAUACAUUCAGGGCUAAAAUAAAAUGGAUACCACAAACGUUGGGGCAAACAUGAGGUGCAAAUACAUAUUCAGUUGAUUACAUUGUGUUGAUUACAUUAUAAUGAUUACAUCAUGGGUAUUUGACAUGCUUUUUAAUAAUAUCAUAAUGAUUAUAUUCUACGUUGUAUAGCACUAAAUAAUAUUCCAUAGCAUCCCAGUGCUGUAAACUUGAAGUUUACUCUUCAGUAAACCAGAGGUAAAUGAUCAACGGCAAAUUGUAUUACAAAGCAGUGAUUUAUUUUAUAUAAAACAUUGAUGUUUGAAUGUACAGGAGAUAAAUUUAACAUAUAUUCAUGGAAGGAAUUUAUUAAUUAAGCUUGUAGAGCCGUUAAGAGCCUGGAUAUUAAUUAUAGACAGAUCAAUAUUGUAGCAUAACAAGAAUUUUCAUGGUUUUAUAAUUUUAACAGAUUUAACGAUUAUUGAGUGUUGUGCUUGCUGUAUCUUGAUAUAAUAACUGGUAUAACUGUACUUCUUGACAUAUGUGGUGAUUGUUCUGUGGUUAUUUUACUGUAAAUACAAAAGUAGGGCUGCUACAUCUGAGGAGGCCAAAACAAAAGCACUACAUAAAAUAAGAAAGGGCGGUUUACUACGACUUAAGAAAUAUUUUUGAGCGCAGCGCUAAUUAUCAUAAAAUGUGUGAAAAAUCAGUCGUUAACCCACUGUGUUGUUUAUUAAUUCCCUUGUUUGGCUGGCUGCUGGAAUGGAAGGAGCUCUUCCACAGCACAGCAUACUGGCACCACCUGGGAUAGGCACUAACUGGUGAGGAGACCAUCAGGGAAAUAUGAGUGACACCACCAUACGGACCAGGGAAACUCCCAACAGCAGCACGGGCCCAGAUGGGCCCCCCCAGGCUCAAUACAGGGGGGAUCAAGUGAAGGCUGCAGCUCUACAGAAGGAUGUGGGGCUGUUUAGUGGGAUAUGCCUUAUCGUCGGGACAAUGAUAGGCUCAGGGAUCUUCAUCUCCCCAAAGGCAGUGCUGUCUGGCACGGGUGCCGUUGGGCCGUGUCUCACCGUAUGGGCUGCCUGUGGAGUUCUGUCAACACUUGGUGCUCUGUGUUACGCAGAACUCGGAACUAUGAUCACCAAGUCUGGGGGAGAAUAUCCAUAUUUAAUGGAGGGCUUUGGCUCACUUGUGGCCUACCUCUACUCGUGGACCACAGUGAUGGUCCUGAAGCCUUCAUCCUUCGCCAUCAUCGCGCUCAGCUUCGCUGAGUACACUGCCACGCCCUUCUACCCAGGAUGCACCCCGCCAGCGGUCAUUAUAAAGUGCCUGGCAGCUGCCUCCAUUUUGCUGAUCAGCUUGGUAAACAGUCUGAGUGUCAAGCUGGCUAGCUAUGUGCAGAUCUUCUUCACAAUAGCGAAGCUCCUCAUCAUCCUGAUCAUUGUGGUAGCUGGGAUGGUGCUGCUUGCGCAAGGAAAUACAGAAAAUCUGACGAAUGCCUUUGAAGGUGCAUCCCCUUCAUUCGGCACCAUUGGCUUGGCAUUCUACAACGGCCUGUGGGCCUAUGACGGCUGGAAUCAGCUCAACUUCAUUACAGAGGAGCUUAAAAACCCAUACAGAAACUUACCCCUGGCCAUCAUCAUUGGGAUACCCUUGGUGUCUGUCUGUUACAUCCUUGUUAACAUUGCAUAUUUCACUGCCAUGACCCCUACAGAACUGCUACAGUCCCCAGCAGUCGCUGUGACUUUUGGUGAUCGGGUCUUCUACCCAAUGUCCUGGGUGGUCCCACUUUUUGUGGUCUUUUCCACAUUUGGGGCUGCCAACGGGAGCUGCUUUACUGCUGGCAGGUUGACCUAUGUGGCAGGACGUGAAGGUCACAUGGUCAAGAUCCUGUCAUACAUCAGUCUAAGGCACUGCACCCCAUCCCCCGCCAUCAUAUUUAAUGGCAUCCUGUCCAUAAUUUAUAUCAUACCUGCGGACAUUAAUAUGCUCAUCAACUACUUCAGCUUCGCCCAGUGGACCUUCUAUGGGCUAACGGUGCUGGCCCUUAUCAUCAUGCGCUUCACCAGGAAGGAACUAAGAAGACCAGUCAAGGUGCCUAUUCUUCUUGCAGCAGUGGUCUUCCUUGUGUCUUGCUACUUGGUUCUCGCUCCCAUCAUCGAGCAGCCUGAGCUGGAGUACCUGUACUGCACCAUCUUCAUUUUUAGUGGCCUGAUCUUUUACUUCUUAUUUGUCCACUGCAAAUGGAGCGGGCACCGACAAGUUAUGAGACCCAUUACCAUGUACCUCCAACUACUAAUGGAAGUAGUUCCACCAGAAAAGACUGAUUGAGGUGGGAAAUGUGUAGACAGACAUUUGUAAUUAUGCUGAUGGGAAGGCAAGUAGAAAUGGUCAAGGAACUUCUAAAAGAAAGGAUCUUUUCGCAAUUCAUGUGCUUCAUGUGCUACGUGCUUCAGUCAAGCUGUUGAAAGAAUUUCAUAAAGCAUGUGAACCACACCUCUCAGUAUGAACUGCAGACAAUCACACAAUAACAGAGGAAAUGAGAGAAUGAUGAUCAGUCAGUUAUAUAUGGCUGCUGAAUCAGAGAUGGUUAACAAUUGUCGUAAAAUUGUCUUGUUCAUCUGGGUUAUGAUAUAAGGGGAAGCUGUUGAACUGCAACAUAUGACUUGAUUAACAGACAGUUCAUAAUUCUUAGUGUAUUAUUUUGAUGUGGUGAUAGAAAUAUAUUUAUACCUUUCGAAAAUGUUUCUUGGCUUCUUUUAAAGUAACUCUUUCUGUAACUUUUUUUUUCUCAGUCAGCACUAAGAAAUGCUACAGAUUAAAUAACUGAGGCUCGCAGUGUAUUAUUUUGAUAAAAAUUAUUUAACAAGGGUACGAGUUGUACUAGAAUGCCUAGGUUAUCGGGGAUGUUCAGGCUUUUCUUGAAAGGUGAGUCAUAAAGCCAUUAUGUGUUUAAUUAUUCAGUUUUAAAACUCGUCAUCCAGUUUGACUGGUCACUGUGCUACUGGCAAUGGGGAUAUUAAACAUUUGUCAUUU
Brienomyrus brachyistius is the source of this 7672-nucleotide messenger RNA. RefSeq names its product solute carrier family 7 member 9 (gene slc7a9). Gene Ontology annotation, molecular function: L-amino acid transmembrane transporter activity. Lineage: Eukaryota; Metazoa; Chordata; Actinopteri; Osteoglossiformes; Mormyridae. Gene Ontology annotation, cellular component: membrane. Gene Ontology annotation, biological process: amino acid transmembrane transport. The transcript is spliced from 14 exons. The coding region runs from base 5477 to 6967 and encodes 496 amino acids. The record is from RefSeq and is a predicted model, not a curated record.